Haliotis rufescens (red abalone) is the source of this 1902-nucleotide messenger RNA. RefSeq lists its product as uncharacterized. The record is from RefSeq and is a predicted model, not a curated record. NCBI's taxonomy places the organism in Eukaryota, Metazoa, Mollusca, Gastropoda, Lepetellida, Haliotidae. Bases 553 to 1593 code for a protein of 346 amino acids. The transcript is spliced from 6 exons.
GGGCAUUCACACGGUACAACUAGUUGUAUACAAUUUGUUGCAUGCAACACAUUGCAUCGUGUGAACGGGCAAGUCGGUCCAACUUUUGACGUAUGCAACUUGUUGGACGCGAGUUGUACCAAAUAGGACAUGCUCUAUUUUCAUGCGACAAGUUGUAUGAACGCAGCCAAUCAAAACGCGUAUGAAAAUCAUGUGACAUUUACACGUCAAUUUGUAAACAAAAAUGGCGACUCCGAUUCACGUCGGUAACCUCUGUUUUCGGUAUCCUAAGUGUCACCACUCAAUAAAGGACCUAUGAAAAGGUCUGUAUGCCAGGCUAGACUGGAAGCACAUGGGGAAGACAUCGUUGGCUCGUGACGGUAACGGUAUAGCGAGACAGCGGUAACGCUAUAGCGCGGUUAGGGAUCAGUUGGUAGAGGGCGAAGGCGCGCCCUGUGCACUGCGUUAUUGCUCAAGAGACGACUGCUGCUGCCGAUUUAGUGGCGAAUUAAAUUGUGGACCUACAUUUGACAGGAAUUCAGGUUCAACGCAAGCACUGCUACAGUUGAGACGAUGUCGGACUACAGCAAGAUGAUGAUGAACUUUUUCGGCGCAACUGGUGUCAUGACAACCUUAUCCCUGGCACGGGAUUUGGGCCUGGUGAAGAUGUUGAUGGAAGCCAAAGACCCUCUCACAUCACAGCAGAUGGCUGACAAGCUGAACCUAAGAGAAAGGUACGUGCGUGAGAUCCUGGGUGCACUGGCUGUCGGGAAAGUCAUCAGCGUCGACGACUCCUCCACCAAGUUCCAUGUUCCAGAAGACAACAAGGGCACAUUGGAUGAAAUAUCUGCGUUUGCCAGAGUUAUUCCACUGAUGGGUGCAAGAUAUGAGAAUAUCAAGAAAUGUGCUCAACCACAAAACCCUGGCGGAAUGGCUUACAAUCAGUCUGAUGCUGUGUUUGAGGUGAUGAAAGAGAUUUUGGUCGUAACCAAGAAAGAUAUGGUCGACACAGAUAUCUUGCCUGCGGUGUCUCCCCUGCUGCCCAAAUUAGAAUCGGGAAUCAAGGUUGCCGAAUUUGGAUGCGCAACAGGUUACAUUUUAAACCAAUUGGCAUCAAGAUUCAAGAACAGCACGUUCCUUGGUUCGGACAUAGCAAGCGAGCCAUUGGUUGAAGCCAGAGAAGAUGCAACCAGGCAAGGCCUUCAGAAUAUCACCUAUGACACAGAUAAUAUUGAGACCAUAUCUAAAAGAUAUGCGGAGAGUUUUGAUUGGAUACUAACCCGCGAUGUCAUUCACGACUUGACAUAUCCACAGGAUGCCUUAAACGAGAUUUACCGGUGUCUGAAACCAGGGGGUAUUUUCAGCUUGAUUGAUGUUGGAAUAGAGGGAGGCGUAACUGCCAACAUUGCUGAUCCUUCAGUGAUGUUCUUCUACUCGGCAAGCACUUUCUUCUGUAUUCCGGAAAGCUACCGCAAGCCUGAUUCUGCAGCACUUGGGGCAACGUGGGGGGCACCUUUGGCAAGAGAGAUGGUUGCUAAAGCUGGUUUCACCAUCAUAAAUGAGUCUUUGAGUCGCACAGAUCCGUUUGAGGUACACUUUGUCUGUCAGAAGUAGAUUUCAGUUGCAUCUGAUGCGCCUGGAAAUCGUUGGUGUUUGGACCAACAUUUAAAUUGCUUUUGGAAGUUAUAGUAUCUAGUAAUGUGGCUGACGACAGUACAAGCCCACUUACAGGUGGAUUCGUAGAAACACUUUCUUGACGUUAAACCCCAUUUCACCCAAUUUCACACUAAUCCACUCACUGCAAACCAGUUUUUUUACAAAUGAUGUUCUUAAUUUCUUAUUCGUCUUGUUAUUAAAUACGCUUGUUCCUGUCUGUUUGGAUGUACAUGUAUGUUAUAAAACAAUAAAUGGACAGAAAGUAAA